Molecule: messenger RNA, 1106 nt
Organism: Aspergillus heteromorphus CBS 117.55
Lineage: Eukaryota; Fungi; Ascomycota; Eurotiomycetes; Eurotiales; Aspergillaceae
Product: sulfotransferase family protein
Exons: 2
Coding region: 32-877 (281 amino acids)
Source: RefSeq, a predicted model, not a curated record
CUUUUCCCCGGCAACUCUGUCGGCAUCCGCCAUGGCCACCCCGCAGGAGCGACACCCGGAACUUUUCCGGCCAGUGAACAACGAGUCUCCCCGGGGAAAGACACGAAGCGUCCCUCUCGAAUGCCUAUGUCUGGGAUUCAACCGGACGGGUACCGCAUCAAUGUGCAACGCGCUGGAAACCCUCGGGCUCAGCUGCUGGCACUCGACCCAAUUCAUGUCCAAUAAAUUCGGCGACAUCGAGAUGUGGCAAGAAGCAGUCAACCGGAAGUUCUUCAACGCGCCGGGGCCGAUGUACGGACGGGCGGAAUUCGACCAGCUGCUACACGACUACGGGGCGAUCUCGUCGGACACGCCGGCCAUCGCCUUCGCGGACGAUCUGAUCGAAGCCUACCCGGACGCGAAAGUAGUCCUCGUCGAGCGGGACAUCGACUCCUGGUACGAGAGCUGGAUGAACGGCGUGAUCAAGAAUACCUUCGAUCCGCUCGUCACGAUCAUCUACACCAUCGACCGGUGGUUCACGCAUCCGUUGGGGCGCGUGCACAAGUCGACGUUCGAGGGUUGGUUGGGCAUCAAGAAUCCCGAGGAUGCGAAGCGGGUGAGUAAGGAGAAAUACCGGGAGCACUACGCCCUCGUCCGCCGGUUGACGCCUCCGGAGCGUCUCCUGGAAUUCAAGAUGAGCGAUGGGUGGGGACCGUUGUGCGAGUUUCUGGGAAAGCCGGUGCCGGAGGUGCCGUUUCCGCAUCUGAAUGAGAAGAAGUGGCUGGAUGAGAAGGUGCAGAUUGUGAUGAAGCGGGGGAUGAAGCGGUUGGCCGGGAGGGUGUUGCUGUGGGUUUUGAUGCCGCUGGUGGUGGCGAGCUUGGUCUAUCGGGCGCUGUAGGGGGGUUGAGACUUGGCUACAGCAAGCGUAUUUCCCUUAGCUAAUGAUUCCAAAAACUUUCUAUUUAUCAAGACCAUUGGCAUAGUUGUUAAUAGGCUAUUUGAUGAAGACUCCGAGGAGGCCUUUGAUGGAGUACGGGAGGAUAUAGCGCGCAGAAGAGCCUUCACCACAGAAGCGGCAUUUGGUUCUUCUCAGGGACUCGCGAUCAUGCCAAUCGUCAACAUUGAAU